AAAGCCUGGCAUCUGUCUGCAGUUAACUCUGCCGGUUUGGGGCGUUCGGCAGCAGUUCGGGGAGAGCAAGGCGAAUGCUAUGUGCAGAAGCCCAGCGGUGCUUUGCAUCCUCGCCGAGCCUUGCCGCUGGUGGUGUGUCCUCACGGAGCGCCGGGGAAGGUGGAAAGCUUCGCACCGGGGUGCGCGACCUGACCGCUCUCCUUUCUGAGUAUCUCGAGGCGAGAGGAGAGUUUCAGGUCGUGGGAGAACCUCUCCUCUUCCCCUUGCUGGAAAUACCCAUAAAACCUGUCUCUAAAACAAAACCAUUGCCCCCGGCCCCAGGGACCAGCAAGAAAAGACCCCGCCAUGCCAGGAAUGGUCAGUAAAAACCCAGACCUCGAGUUCGACUCUUUGCAGCCCUGUUUCUACCCGGACGAAGAUGAUUUUUAUUUGUGCGGGCCGGACUCCGCUCCCCCGGGGGAGGACAUCUGGAAAAAGUUUGAGUUGCUGCCCACCCCUCCUCUGUCUCCCAGCCGGGCCGGGCUCCAGGAGCACCCCCCGGGGGGACCCUCGGUACCGUGGGGAGGAGCGGCUUUGGGGGGCUGCCGCCCCACCGACCCCCUGGACUGGGCGUCCGAGCUGCUACUGCUGCCCCCCGAGGCCGACCUGUGGGGCGGCUCGGACGGCGGGGAUUUCUUCGAGACGGGCCUCGGCGUGACCACCACCACCAGCAACCUCAACUCCAUCAUCAUCCAGGACUGCAUGUGGAGCGGCUUCUCGGCCCGCGAGAAGCUGGAGCGGGCGGUCAGCGAGAAGCUGCAGGGCAAGGCUCCCGCCGCCCCCCCCCCGCCGCCGCCGCCGCCGCCGCCCGCCCCCCCGGGGCCCCCCGCCGCCGCCAGCCCCGCCGCCAGCGCCCGCGCCGAGCUGGGCAGCGCCGUCCCCGGCUGCGUGGACCCGGCCGUGGUCUUCCCGUUCCCCGUGAACAAGCGGGAGGCGGCGGCAGCGACCAACGGGGCAGCUCCGCGGGGCGGCCGCCCGCCGCGCCCCGCCGGGGACAGCCGGGCCAGCAGCAGCUCCGGGGACGACACCCUCAGCGACUCGGAUGACGAAGACGAGGAGGAAGAGGAGGAAGAAGACGAGAUAGACGUCGUGACGGUGGAGAAGAGGCGCUCCUCCUCCUCCAACAAGGCUGUCACCACCCUGACCAUCACGGUGCGUCCCAAACACGCGGCGUUCCCGCCCGCCCGGCCGCCGCAGAACGAGCUGAUCCUGAAGCGCUGCGCACCCAUCCACCAGCAGCACAACUACGCCGCUCCCUCUCCCUACGUGGAGAGCGAAGACGCUCCGCCACAGAAGAAGUUAAAAGCCGAGGUGCCCCGUCCAGUCAAAGCCGCCCUCCAACCCAAGUCGAAGAGCUCCAGCCCUCGGAACUCGGAUUCGGAGGACAGCGAGCGCCGGCGCAACCACAACAUCCUGGAGCGGCAGCGGCGCAACGACCUGCGGUCCAGCUUCCUCACCCUAAGGGACCAUGUUCCAGAACUGGUGAAAAACGAGAAAGCUGCGAAAGUCGUCAUCUUGAAAAAAGCCACCGAGUACGUUCAUUCCCUUCAGGCAGAGGAGCAGAAGUUACUGCUAGAAAAGGAAAAACUGCAAGCCAGGCAACAACAGUUGCUAAAGAAAAUAGAAUACAAGCGGACUUGCUGAGCCUUUGUGUUCCCUUUCGUUCCUUUUUUUGUUUGUUUGGGUUUUGUUGGGUUUUUUUUUUGGCUGACCAGGACAGUCAUUGCCACUUUGCACAUUUUUGAUUCUUUAAAAAAAAAAAAAGAAAAGAAAAAAAGUUGUGUUUUUUGACGUUAAGAAUGUUGGUUUUACUUUCGAUCCAGUCCCUGAAGUGUAAUUGACAAACUCUAUCAUCCGGGUACGGAGCAAAUGGAUGUUCUUGCAAGGAGCUGAUUGCAAGACUACCAAACAACAAUGGACUGCCUUUGUUUUUUCUUCUUAAGAACUGUAGAUGGUGGGGAUUUUUUUUUUUUUUUGGGAAAUUGUGAGCAUUUGGAGCUGCUGAUGCCAUCUAGUUGGGUUUUAAAAUCUUCAUUCCUAAGUUUUAUGGUGCUUAUGUUCUAAAAGAUCUUACUUUAGGGGUUGGCAUUUGUACCCCCGUGGGAAUUUUCUGUAAAUACCAUCUACACACUUGCCUUUUGUACAUGUCUUGGGUUAUGAGAGGUAGCUUUUGCUACCAGUGUUAGACUGGAAGUUCAUACCUAAGUACUGUAAUACCUCAAUGUUUGAGGAGCAUGUUUUUGUAUACAAAUAUAUUGUUAAUCUCUGUUAUGUACUGUACUAAUUCUUACAUUGCCUGUAUACUUUAGUAUGAUGCUGAUACAUAACUAAAUUUGAUACUUAUAUUUUCGUAUGAAAAUGAGUUGUGAAAGUUUUGAGUAGAUAUUACUUUAUCACUUUUUUGAACUAAGAAACUUUUGUAAAGAAAUUUACUAUAUAUGCCUUUUCCUAGCCUGUUUCUUCCAGUUAAUGUAUUUGUUAAUGUUUGGUGCAUAGAACUGGGUAACUGCAAAGUUCUGUGUUUAAUUUCUUCCAACGAUGUACAUUUAGUGCUGCGUCUAAUAGCACUUUGAAAUACCUCAUGUUUAUGAAAAUAAAUAGCAAUUACAUUAUGUG
Molecule: messenger RNA, 2655 nt
Organism: Apus apus (common swift)
Lineage: Eukaryota; Metazoa; Chordata; Aves; Apodiformes; Apodidae
Gene: MYCN
Product: MYCN proto-oncogene, bHLH transcription factor
Exons: 3
Coding region: 346-1683 (445 amino acids)
Biological process (GO): regulation of transcription by RNA polymerase II
Molecular function (GO): RNA polymerase II cis-regulatory region sequence-specific DNA binding; DNA-binding transcription factor activity, RNA polymerase II-specific; protein dimerization activity
Source: RefSeq, a predicted model, not a curated record